AUGGAUAAAAUUAGAUGUACUUUUAAAGACAAUGAAUUAAUAAAUCAAAAAGAACGAGAUAAAGAUUCACUUAAAAAAGAAAUAAUCAAUAAUCAUGCAGAACUCGACCAUGAUGAAUUAGUAAAAUUAACUAAAGAAGCAAUUCACAAUAUAAUCGAAAGUGACCCGUUGCUCUCUGGUCUACCAACUGAUGUUACAAUCGAAGAACUUAAAGCUCAAAUUGCAGUUGCACAAGGACAAGCAAUAACUUUAUACCUAAAUCGUGGAGAAUUACCGAAACUUGGAAUUGUGUAUGGAAUCACAAAUAAAGCAGAAUUAUAUUAUGUAAAACGACGCAGAGAAAAAAAUAAAUUAAUAAAACAUACUUAG
Messenger RNA from Habropoda laboriosa, 369 nucleotides. RefSeq lists its product as uncharacterized. The coding region runs from base 1 to 369 and encodes 122 amino acids. NCBI's taxonomy places the organism in Eukaryota, Metazoa, Arthropoda, Insecta, Hymenoptera, Apidae. The transcript has 2 exons. The record is from RefSeq and is a predicted model, not a curated record.